This is a messenger RNA of Zychaea mexicana, 1032 nucleotides long. RefSeq lists its product as uncharacterized. NCBI's taxonomy places the organism in Eukaryota, Fungi, Mucoromycota, Mucoromycetes, Mucorales, Lichtheimiaceae. The record is from RefSeq and is a predicted model, not a curated record. The transcript has a single exon. Bases 440 to 727 code for a protein of 95 amino acids.
UUUUUUUGCUAUACUUUCCCCUAUUUGACUUACUCCUUUUCCUAUACGUUAAAUAAAUUGUAUGGGAAGAAAAAGAGGUGUGUGUGUGUGUGUGGGGGGGGGGUGGUUGGUUGCCAGUUCUUCAAGUGGGGUCCGGUGCCAGUCAGCGAUUGGAUAUAUACUAGACGCCAAGGUUUGGAUAUCCAUUUUUUUUCAACCACCGACACAUAAAUUUCCAAAAUUAUCACGUGUGGCCCGGUCAUGCCUGCUGCUGGGGGCGAUGGGAUGGUGAUGGUGAUGGUGAUGAUGGUGAUGAUAGACCAUCAAUGAGGCUACGUAACUGCUUGCAGAGGUGUCUGGUUUCAAGGAGAGACACACAAGCCAGCAGCAGAUCCGAUCUACAGUAUCGCAUCAAGAAGAAUGAAGCCUCUUUUAGAUCAACCCCACUGUCCAUUCGUUGAUGAAACAAAGAAAAAAGAGGCCAUCUCUGGCCCUGGCUCUACAAGUCAUCGCUUCGCUUCGCGUGUUGUAUUGUGUUGAGAUCGCCUUCAGAUGCGCGUCGCUCAUCAACAACAGAGCGGGUACAAUGUACUACUUUGCGAGGGAUGAUAUCACUGAUUCAUCCGAGCCCAUCGAGCACUGCUUUUGUAUCACCCUCGCUCGUGUAUUAGUUCCGUACGACAGGGUUCCCAACUAUUCUGCAAGAAGCAUCCUUCCAGUGUACUUGGUCGACAGAGAGAGAGAUUGAGACAAAGAAUGUGAAAAUCUACUUGGUAGCAGCAGCUGCUGUAUUAAGGGAUGCAGGUUCCCCCGUCCAGAAACAAGCACGGGAACUGUGAUUGAUGUUGAUUGUUGCUGCUUCUGCUGUUCACGACUUCAAGACUUCAAGACGACGACGACGAUGACGACAGGCUCAAGAAAAUCUGUGGCACCAUUCACUACCAGAAGCGCAGAGGGGUGCAACAUGCGGGUGGGCCGAAUGUGCAAAGGAGAAAGGGAAGGUUGAAAAUUCUAGAUCAUGUCAAACAAGAAUAAAAAAGAGGACAGGGUCAU